AUGGGUCUGAUGUUGUCAAACACAACACUACGUCUCUCGACAGCUAAUAACAACAGAGCCAGCUCCUCAGGUGGAGGUGGCCAUCCCAGAAAAAAAAAAAACCAGAACCGAGCAGAGACCCAGAGGCAGAGACCCGGAUCCAUCCUCCAGAGCGCCCCCAGAAACAUGAUCCUCCUGUUUUACGCCUCGCUGCACGUCCUCCUCUGCCUGCUCCAUCAAACCAGUGGAUUGGUAACAUGCGGAACCCACCAGUUCCAGUGUGGGAACGGGAAAUGCAUCACGCUGAGGUGGGUGUGUGACGGCACCGACGACUGCGGGGACGGAACCGACGAACUUCCUGGCACCUGCCUGGCCAGAACUUGCCGACCGACGGAGUUCAGCUGCCGGGACCGCCUGAACCAGUGCGUGCCGGCCACCUGGCGCUGCGACGGGAAAGCCGACUGCGAGAACGGCGCCGACGAGGAUGGCUGUGCCGCCAAGCAGUGCACGGCCUCAGAGUACCACUGCCGCAACGGCCAGUGUGUCUCCGCCUCCUUCGUGUGCGACGACGAGGCGGACUGCGACGACGGCAGCGACGAGGCCUCCUGCCCGCCGGCCACCUGUGGCGCCGCCUCCUUCCAGUGCAACAACAGCGUCUGCGUGCCCCGCCUGUGGGCCUGCGACGGCGAGGCCGACUGCCUGGACGGCUCGGACGAGUGGGCCCAGACCUGCGGCACCGACAGCCCCGACUCCCCCACCGCCGCCCGGCCCUGCUCCGACCUGGAGUUCCACUGCGGCAGCGGGGAGUGCAUCCACGGCAGCUGGCGGUGUGACGGCGACGUGGACUGCCUGGACCGAUCGGACGAGGCCGAGUGCGCUCGUUCCACCUGCCGUCCUGACGAGUUUGAAUGUGGGGAUGGCACCUGUAUCCAUGGCAGCCGGCAGUGCGACCAUCAGUACGACUGCCGAGACCGGAGUGACGAAUCCGGCUGCGUCAACGUGACUCACUGUGAGGGUCCGACGAGGUUUAAGUGCCGCAGUGGGGAGUGUAUAAGCAUGGAGAGAGUGUGUGACAACAAGCGUGAUUGUAGGGAUUGGUCAGACGAGCCCAUUCGGGAAUGUGGCUUCAACGAGUGUCUCUACAACAAGGGGGGCUGCUCUCAUAUUUGCAAAGACCUGAAGAUCGGCUAUGAGUGCUUGUGUCCAUCCGGAUUUAUGCUGGCCGACCAAAAGCGCUGCGAAGAUAUCGACGAGUGUGCCAACCCGGACACCUGCAGUCAAAUCUGCAUCAACCAGAUCGGCAGCUACAAAUGCGAGUGUGAGGAGGGCUACCAAGUGGACCCGGCCACUAAAGCCUGCAAGGCCAUUGGUACCAUCGCCUACCUUUUCUUCACCAACCGGCACGAGGUCAGAAAGAUGACGCUGGACAAAAGUGAAUACACCAGAGUAAUCCCCCGCCUAAAGAACGUGGUAGCCCUCGACAUGAACAUGGCCACGAAAGAGCUCUACUGGUCUGACAUCUCCCAGAAGAAAAUCUACCGAACUCUGAUGGACUCGGCCGAUGACUCCUCUCACCACCACAUAGUGAUCGAUAGCGAUAUCGAUGCUCCGGAGGGGAUCGCUUUCGACUGGAUCCACGGCAACCUCUACUGGACCGACAGCGUCCGCAGCACCGUCUCCGUGGUGACGGCCGACGGCAGCCGCCGCAAAACUCUCUUCCGCCAAGAUUUGUCAAAGCCCCGCGCAAUCGUGGUGGACCCCCACAGCAACUUCGUCUACUGGACCGACUGGGGUAAUCCGGCCAAAAUUGAAAAAGGAGGUCUUAACGGAGGAGACCGCAGCGCUCUGGUCACCGACGACAUUGUUUGGCCUAAUGGCCUCACACUGGACCUGCUAAACCAGAGGCUCUACUGGGUGGACUCCAAGCUGCACACUCUCUCCAGUAUCAACGUCCAGGGCGGGGGCCGCCGCACCCUCAUUAUCGACGAGCACAAGUUGGCUCACCCGCUGGGACUCACCGUUUUCGAGGAAAAAGUGUUCUGGACAGAUGUCAGUAAUAGCGCCAUCCUCAGCGCUAACAGACUGACAGGUGAGGACAUCGCACCGGUGGCAGAGCACCUGUCCUCACCGGAGGACAUCAUCCUUUAUCACAACCUCAAGCAGCCUGCCGGGAGGAACUGGUGUCGGGUGGCUAACGGCACCUGCGAAUUCAUGUGCCUGGCGGCCCCUCAAGUCGGUCGACACCCCCCUAAAUACACCUGCGUGUGUCCCGACAACAUGAUGCUUGCCAGUGAUAUGAGAUCAUGUGUUCCCGCCGUGCCGACCCCUGUAGCUCCUCUGCGUCCUCCGACCCCGACUACACGCCCCUCCCGCCUGAGGCCGGCGCCGCCCAGAACCACGCCAAAGGCCACGCCAAAGACCACGCCAAAGACCACCGUUAGGCCCCCGGUCCGCACCACCACGGCGCCCGUGAUUAUCACCAGUACCACGGCCAGGCCGAGGCGGCAGACCACGAGGCCCCCGGUCAGGCCCACCACCAAUCUGCCAAAGAUGGCCUCGCCACAGUCGGAGAAGCCCGAAGUCCAGACGGCCACCACCGAGGCUCCAGUGACGUCUCCUGAUGUCCGGCUUGUAUUUGCCUCUGAUAGGCCGAAGACGGCCCCCACCGGCACUUUAGCGAUGUAUUUCAUCUUACCUCUGGCCAUCGUUUGUCUGGUGGCUGUUGGUGGCGCGCUGCUGUGGAGGAACUACAGGCUGAAGAACACCAACACCAUUCACUUUGACAACCCCGUUUACCAGAAAACCACCGAGGACCAGGUGCACAUUUGGAGGAGUAACAGCCCUGAUGGGUACACCUAUCCAAAGAGACAAAUAGUCAGCUUGGAUGAAGAAGCAGACAAUCCAACCUUCAGUGAAAACUGAGAAAUGUAGGGCAGAGUGGAGAUAGCCCCUCUGUGAUAAGCUAUAUUCAAAGUCCUAUGGCAUUUUUACCUCACGCGGCACAUAGAUACGACCGUCUGCCAGCCUUGAACCACUAAAUCCUCACAAACAAUCCCCCUACAGAGGGGCAACAGGGUGUAUUCAGGUGAAUUUUAUUUUUUACCACUUCUACAAACAUACCAAAUCAUGAGAUUACGGACUUCUCUGUUAUUUUUCUUUCCGGUGAGGUUCGAACUGGGAUGGUGAUGGUGGAACCGGAAGUGUUGCCUUGCUUUUUCGUGCUCCGUUCGUAACUUCUUCUUUUUUUCUAUGUCCGUCCACUUCCUGACCGGUCCAAACCCUCAGUCGUCGUCAGGCCAGACGCGUUUUUGUAAAUAUCCGUCCUGUAGAAGGUGACUAGCUGUUAAUGGAACGUUUGCGUACGUUUGUAAUUUAAAAAUGAGCAAGAUCGAAUGUGUAUUUAGUUAGUUUGUUACUAGUUUGUGGCCCUGCUGUGGAACGGGUCUGCUGACAGUGACUUUAUAUUUUCAAUUAUGUUGGUAACAACAGCACAAGCGCCAGUUGAGCCUCUGUGACCUCGUCCCAUGACAAUGUGCGUGCCUUAUGGGAGCUGAACUCCCAGCGACGGAUUCAGAAGUUGUGCGAAAAACAAAACAAAACAAAAAAACA
Menidia menidia (Atlantic silverside) is the source of this 3588-nucleotide messenger RNA. NCBI's taxonomy places the organism in Eukaryota, Metazoa, Chordata, Actinopteri, Atheriniformes, Atherinopsidae. The record is from the annotation of a GenBank genome assembly.